This is a messenger RNA of Microsporum canis CBS 113480, 1575 nucleotides long. RefSeq names its product repressible alkaline phosphatase. Lineage: Eukaryota; Fungi; Ascomycota; Eurotiomycetes; Onygenales; Arthrodermataceae. Bases 1 to 1575 code for a protein of 524 amino acids. The transcript is spliced from 2 exons. Gene Ontology annotation, cellular component: fungal-type vacuole membrane. Gene Ontology annotation, molecular function: alkaline phosphatase activity. The record is from RefSeq and is a predicted model, not a curated record. Gene Ontology annotation, biological process: dephosphorylation.
AUGGCUCCGAAUAACUAUACCCGGCGUCGCGCUGGGCUCCUCUCCUGGUCACAGACUGCCGCUGCCGCUGCGAUUGCUAUCGUCACCAUGAUGGCGGUCUUACCCCAAGUUGAAGCGUCUGAGGCUGCUGGUGACCAGCAUCGUAGGGAUAUACCAUCCGGCAAGCGGAACGUCAUCCUCAUGGUGUCUGAUGGUAUGGGCCCUCAAAGUGUCGAUAUGGCCCGAACCUUCCGCCAGUGGCAGACUGGUGCUGAGAACGUCCUCUUCUUGGACAGCUACCUUAUCGGCCAAUCACGCACGAGAUCGUCCAACAACCCAAUUACGGACUCCGCAGCGGGAGCUACUGCAUUUUCUUGUGGAAAGAAGACCUAUAAUGGCGCCAUUGCUGUACUGCCUGACCACACUCCUUGCGGCACUGUCUUGGAGGGUGCAAAGGCUGCUGGGUACAAGACUGGUUUGGUUGCCACUACUAGAAUCACAGACGCAACUCCCGCUGUUUUUGCCGCCCACGCCAACUCGCGCUCGUACGAAGAUUUAAUCGCGGAGCAGGAGAUUGGAGAAAACCACCCGCUAGGCCGCCAGCUUGAUCUUCUCCUUGGAGGGGGGAGAUGCCACUUCCUUCCAGGUAAUUCUGGAGGCUGCCGUGACGAUAACAAGGACAUUGUCAAGCUUGCGAAAUCCAAAGGCUUUUCAUAUAUCGGUGAUCGUAGAGGGUUUGAUGGCUUGAAUGGUGGAUCAGCUGCUAGGCUCCCUCUCCUCGGACUUUUCGCCGAUAACAACAUUCCCUUCGAGAUUGACCGCCGAUAUCAGAAUAACGUGUAUCCUUCUCUGGAAGAGAUGACUCGUACUGCCCUUAGGGCCUUGAGUGAUGCCACGCGUGAUAGUAAUCAAGGUUUCUUUAUCAUGAUUGAAGGCUCACGUAUUGACCAUGCUGGUCACGGCAAUGAUCCCGCCGCCCAAGUUCAUGAAGUUGUCGCUUUCGACCGAGCGUUUGCUGCCGUUUUGGAAUUCCUCAAGCACGAUUCUACCCCUGGAAUUCUUAUUAGCACCUCAGAUCACGAAACAGGUGGUUUGUCUGCCAAUAGGGCACGAGCAAAUAUUCUCGGUAACGCAUCCCACUCCGCCGAAUACCUCGGGCAGGUACUGGAGAGUCACGGCGGCGAUAGCAACAUUGCUCGCCAGUUAGUGGCGGACGGCCUAGGAAUUCGCGAUGCGUCAGAUCGAGAGAUUGAUUCUGUUGUUCGAAACGGAGAGGAAGGCUUUGCUGAUCUCAUCAGUCAAAGGGCACAAGUUGGAUGGUCGACCCAUGGCCACACUCCUGUCAACGUCAAUAUUUACGCCUCUUCCCCCCAGGACGCCCGUGCUCUUGCCGGUACUCACGAGAACACCGAGAUAGGUGCUUUCCUGGCGAACUAUCUCCGCGUGGACCUUGACGCCAUCACGAGACGGCUAAAGGGCAUCAAAACCACGCCUCGUCGUAGAGCUGUGCCCGACUACUCCUGGAUGGGUAAUCCACUUUCUGAGGAAGCCCUCAAGAGAUUUACCAAUGACCACGGUAUCUCGCCCAAAGCGUGA